Molecule: messenger RNA, 2580 nt
Organism: Helianthus annuus (common sunflower)
Lineage: Eukaryota; Viridiplantae; Streptophyta; Magnoliopsida; Asterales; Asteraceae
Exons: 3
Coding region: 1-2580 (859 amino acids)
Source: RefSeq, a predicted model, not a curated record
AUGGCCAACGCUAGGCAGACCGUUCACCAACAAGCCACCCAAGGCUUCACUGGUCUAGCGUCACCCAUUACUGUUCCACCUAUAGUUAGCGAGAACUCAUGGCAGAUUCCAUCUUAUGCCAUGCAAGCCAUCACCAAUAGCAUCCAGUUCCACGGUCGCGAGGACGAGGGCGCACCGGCCCACAUAAACCGGUUCUCCCGUAUCCUAGCCACCUUUAGCCUUCACGGUGCACCCAACGAUGCCACCUACCUACAGCUUUUCCCAUUCUCAUUAGCCGGCCGUGCGGCUACUUGGUUGGACUCUCAACCAACCGGGACCUUUACCACUUGGGUGGGGCUUCGUCAAGCCUUUUUGAACAAAUAUUUCCCGCCCGCUAAAGCCUCACGUCUUAGAGACCAAAUCCACUCCUUACGCAUGGAGCCCAACGAGCCUUACUACCUUGCUUGGGAGCGUUUCCAAAACCUUUGUGCUCGUUGCUCCCAGCAUGGUCUUUCUGAUUGGGCUUUGUGUGAGAAAUUUUAUAACGGUCUCACCCAAGAGACUCGUGAUAGGUUCGACACUAAUGCGGGAGGGCAUAUGAUGGGUAUUCUUACUGUUGCUGAGUGUUUAGAGCGUUUUGAGGCAUUUGCUCAGUCGCAAUCCCAAUCACGAUCCGAUCAGCGGUAUCAAAGUGGUAAUUCGAAUUCCACUACUAGUGCGCCCGCCCGAGGGGUGAACCAUGUCACCAUGGAUCCUAGUUUAGCCGCUGUAUUGAAAAACAUGUCUAGGGAACUUAAGGAAAUUAAGGCUAAGGUAGACAAAUGUGAGUAUUGUCGAGGGGGUCACGACACGAGUGCGUGUCCACUGCUAGUAGGUGAGGAGCAAGUCGAUUUUGUAGGAGGGGGUCAAGGUAGAGGUCAACCUAGUGGGUUUGGUAAUAAUAACUUUGGUUCGGGCUGGCGUAAUAAUAAUUUUGCUUCUAACAACAAUUUUCGCUCAAACGGACCCCCUGGUUUUCAAAUAGCUCAAAAUCCAAAUAGGGGUUUAGGUUCACUCUUUGGUGGGGGUUCAAAUGGGCAGGUUAAUGAUGGGGGGUCAAGUAGUCAGGUUCAAACAGGUCAAGGGUCAUGCUAUGAUCUUGGGGGUAGUCUAGAAAGGAUGGAGUCCAUGAUGAGUCAAUUAGUUGUUAGGGACCAAACCACCCAAAAGAAACUUAGCGAACAUGACCUUAUGCUUAAGAAUCACCAAGCUGCUUUCCAAGACCUUCAAAGGGUUGUAGGUGAUAUGUCUAGGAAGUUAGAGGAGAGAUUACCCGGUCAGUUUGCGGGGAACCCGAGCGUAGAAGAGAGAGUAAUCGAUGAGGAUGGAGAUAUUGUAGACGAAGAGAUAGAAAUGGAGGCUCCCGGCAAAGUGCAAUCGAGGCUGCGCCCAGCAAGUACCGCACAGCCCGGUGAGUCUCAAGGUGAGAAGAAAGUAGAGAAACCUCCCGUGGAUGUUAGGCCUUCGCCUUUAGUGAACCAUGCGUAUGUCCCAUUCCCUUCCCGUCUUAAGAAUCAAAAAUACUCGAGGGAAUACGGGCAGUUCUUAGACAUCUUCAAGCAAUUGAAGAUUAAUCUUCCUUUUAUCGAGGCACUCCAGUCCAUGCCUAAAUAUGCGAAAUUCCUAAAGGACCUUCUUAGGAAUAAGGAGAAGUUAGGGGAGUUGUCGAAUGUCCCAUUGCAUGGAGGGUGUUCGGCCGUUGUCUCAAAUCAGCUUCCCGAAAAGCUUACCGAUCCCGGUGUUUUCACAAUUCCUUGUCUAUUCGGUAGUAACACUAAUACUAGAGCUUUAGCCGACCUAGGUGCUAGUAUCAAUUUGAUGCCCUUUUCUCUCUACGAAAAGCUAGACUUAGGCGAGCUUUCACCCACCCGAAUGACAUUAUCCUUAGCUGAUAGAUCCGUGAAACACCCUAGGGGUAUAGUCGAGAAUUUGCUUGUUAAGGUGGACAAGUUCGUUUUUCCGGCUGACUUCGUCAUCCUCGACAUGGAAGCCGAUGAAAACGUACCGUUAAUCUUAGGACGCCCGUUCUUGAACACCGCUAAAGCUCUCAUAGAUGUCUUUUUAGGCACCAUCACACUUAGAGCGGGCGAGGAAUCGGUAGUUUUUAAGGUUAUGAAUUCGAAAGGGCCUAGUGAUAGAGUGGAGGCGGUAUCGUCAGUAGGGGAGUGUGAGAAGGACGAGAGAGAUGAGGAGACGGUGAUAAGUGAUCCAAGUCUAGGGAAGGCGAUAGGACUCAAGUGUGGGGAUCCACCGGAUAGGAGAGUAGAGGAAUUAGAGGAGAGAAUAGUGCGUUUAGAAUCUAAGAUAGAGACACUGAGCAAGGUUCAGUGUGGGGAUGGAGUUCGAUAUGAAGAGUAUAGAUUCGAAUCGCCAAGUGAAGAGUUGAGAGGUUGUGAGAGAGAUAAGAGUGUUUGGAUUGAUUCGGGCAAUAAGUAUAAUGGUGCUACAGCCCGUGAGUGUGUGUUUGGAGAAUGUCACGUGCAGGAACUUCAAGUCGGGCCAACAGGAAACGAGGCCGAGACACUUGCUCAGGAAAGGGCCCAGUGGGACAAAGGCGGGUGA